Chara braunii is the source of this 2980-nucleotide messenger RNA. The record is from the annotation of a GenBank genome assembly. Lineage: Eukaryota; Viridiplantae; Streptophyta; Charophyceae; Charales; Characeae.
GAAUAUAUCAUGUGCACUCUCCGUUCCGUGACUGCCACGUCAGCAGGAUGAUAGGACAGCACACGUCGCUGAAUCAAUGAUUGCAAACGACUUCCCUUAGAUGAUUUUUCUCUUCCUCCUCUUCCCUCUUUUGUUCUCUCUCUCUGUAGCUCCAUCCUCACCGUCCUCCUCUCCUCUCUUCCUCCUCCGUUGCCCGUCCAUCUCCGCUGCCUUCUUCCUUGCUGUCAUCUCUUUCGCCCAGCUCUUUGGCUAUGGAGGACUACGAGAUCGAGGAGAGAGAGCAGGCUGCCGCCGACGCGCUGUCGCACUACUCCGUCCUGACGAUGGUUAGCGUCGCGCAAGGUGUGUCGCCGGUGAGGAUGCGGCUUCGGCUAAUGAAAGAAGCUUCUGGAUUUCGUCCUUUGAAAGAAGCUUCGGGAUUUCGUCCCGAACGCAAGACCGAUGGCGUCGGGAUCGGGACGAAAGACGAGGAGGCAUCGGAUAAAGUUUGCCUUAACCUGGUUUCAAUCGAAGGCGGUGCGGGUCCUCGGGUCGCGGGUUUUCUCCCUCGCGGGGGCUCGUCAAAGAAUUCCCACCAGAGGUCGUGAUGAUGAAUAAUGAGGCUGGAUUAUGAGGGUGAUGAUGAUGAGGAGGAGGAGGAGGAAGGAGGGAGGACGGAUGAGGGAGGAGGGUUGCGUGGGCCGCUGUUGACGUCAGCACUCGGGCGAUUGCCUAUUAUUGCGAUGGAGUCUUUGACAGAUCCGAGCAGCGGACGGCGCGAUUAUGGUGAUGAUAUGAUGAUGUUGAAGAAGAUGAUGAUUAUGGGGUGAUGAUGACGGGGGGUGAUCCUUGUGUCUGUUCUUCUCAUUUGUUGGUCCGUUCACUGAUUGAUCGAUACGAUGGUGUAGUGAAUGGUAUUGAUUAGUGUUGUGUUUCGGUGAGAGCUGGAAACGCGAGCGUGGGAGUGAGGAGGAAGGCGCGGCGGAGGGGGGAGGAGGAGUGGGGAGGAGUAGAGGCGGGGCGCGAAAGGCGUGAGACAGAGUGGACUUGAACAGGCGAAGAUGCUGGACCAUUUUUUAGCAUCUUAACUAAGGCGCGGGCUGGCCCUAUGGACGUCGUUCCCAAUCUCCUCAUCUUCACUAGGAAGCCCCAUCGACGCUUUGAUCCGCUCCUGCCUGUUGGAGAGGCGCGAUCGGACGAAAUUUCGUUUCAUUAUCGCCCCGAGAACCGUCUUAUACAUUGGAAUGGAGUCAAUGGACCCCUUUCAUAAUGAGCUGGGCUUGGUCUUCGCGGCAGUUUAUCAGCGUUUCUUGCAGUUACUUUACGCAUCAGAUGAAUUACUUGCAAGAGUCCUCAGUCCGGUAUGAAUUCGUGGGAACCCAUCUAGAGAAGAAGUACCAGUAUGGGUAUCAGAACUUCGACGCUGUGUAGGAAGAGUUGGUGCAGGAAGCGGAGGCGAAGGCGGAAGAGAUGAAGAAGAUGAAGCAAGCGCAAGAGGAGGGGGGGGGAUGGGGGUGAGAGAAAGAAACAGGAAGGGGGAAGGGGAAUUGGAGGGGCAGAGGGGGACAAGCAGGCGGAAAGAGCGGGAAAGGAGGGAAAGGCGGGGGUGGAGAGAAGCGGGGAAGCGGGAAAGCGGGGAAGAUCAGGAGGAUGACGAUGGGGAGGGGAAAGCGGAGGGGGGACUUGCGAGAAAGGGAGCGCAGCGGCGGGUGGGAAAGAGGGACAUUGGCGCACGCGAGCGGAGGCGGUGCAGGCGCCGCCAUCGGGCCCGCGCAUUCUUCUGCUAAUGGUAAGUCAUUGUCGGCUUUCAACCUCCCAAGCUGCGUCAGCGGAAAAGUAAAUCGAUGGCCGCUGGGGGGGGGUGGGUCUUCAGCGUCUUUGGUGGGGAUACUUGCAGUAGUGAGAACGUAAGCUUGAGAGGAGAGUGAAGUCCGCGUGAAAGCGUUGGACGUGAAGAAGGUGGUGUCAAGCGGGAUGGAUGUGGAGGAGGAGGAAAUAGGUGCGGACAGCGAAGAGGAAGAGGACGAGGAGGAGGUGGAGUGGGGUUGUGAGGAACAAGAAAGCGGGGAAAGGGGUCGCUGCAUCUACGCGUGACCAGGCGGGUAAUGGCACGGCUUAUCGUAACGGCACGAGGAAUGACCACGUGGUGGCCACGUGGCCUCCCAUGUGGAGGGAUCAGGAGUUUGCGAUGCAUGGACAAGGGGGUUGGCGACGUAAAAUUGGCGGGAAAAGAUUUCCAUGGUCUUGGACAGGACAGCCGCGCGUCAGACUGGUUAUCUUUAGCCACGUGGUCAGUGAGGGAUCAGGAAUUUGACGGGAAGGUUCUUUUUAAAACCGACUCGUGCAUAGCGCAAACUGCACGCGCUGCCGUGUAAGGGCCUACAGUAGUUGCAGCACCCUCUAUCCACCCAGAUUUUGAAUGGAUCUGGUCAAUGUCGAUGUCCAGAGGCAUUCAAAAUGUUGGAGGAUGGCGAGUGGUGCAUCCUACCGUAGGACCUAACGCCUACUCCGGGCCGUAGCUUGCUUAAAGAACAGUGAAGCGAUGGGAAAGGUUGUGGCACCUUUCUCGGCCUUUUGGCUAAGAUCAAGUGUAGUUUCUGUUCUGAUCAGUUUAAUAUCUGAUCCGUGGUCCAUCGGGCCACAUGGUUAGAUAGGUGAGAAAAACAAACCAAAAGUGAAUGAUGAUAGGGAGCGGGAGCGGGCAGACAGAGUGACAGAGUUUUACAAGUGUGUAUGACCGUGGUGGCGCCUAAUUGCGGGCAGUCUCACAUACUCCAAAUUAGGCAUCAGUGUGGAUAAUAUAUGCUGUAUCUGGUCGCGUAGUGCGUAGUCAUACAGUCUUGUCUGCCUCUGAAAGAACGAUGCAACAACGGUGAGCAAUGGUGAUUGCGUUUUUGGCCAUAGCUUUUCUGUGUGAGUGGCGAAGAAAACCGGUUUCAAUGGAUAUUCGUCACUGAGCAAUUGAUUUUGAUUGACUGGUGAGUAAACAAGUCGAUGUUGA